AUAUAGCCAUAUAUUGACUAGGACUUCAGAAAAGCAGGAGUGAGUUCGAGUUCGUUAGAGCGCAACAAUGCUGUCUCUCUAUAUCCUCUUUCCUAUUCUGGUGAUCCUAUAUAUCAUCAAAUUCGCCGUUAUUGAUGCUGAUUUCACCCUAUAUUCGAAGAAACUUAAACGCCAGGAAUUCGAAGAUAAGGUUGUUUGGAUUACUGGAGCUAGCCGCGGAAUUGGAGAGGUUCUUGCUAAACAGUUUGCAAGCUUAGGGGCGAAACUUAUAUUGUCUGCACGAAAUGAAGCUGAAUUGGAGCGUGUCAAAAGCCAAAUUAGCGGAAAGCAUGCCCCAAACGAGGUCAAGAUUUUACCCCUUGAUUUGGCAUCUGGAGAGGAAUCCCUCAAGGAGGCUGUAGAAAAAGCAGAAGCCUUCUUCCCCGGUAUUGGUGUUGAUUACAUGAUUCACAAUGCCGCCUAUGAACGUCCUAAAGCUGCAGCUGUAGAUGUCACAGAAGAAAGCCUUAAGGCUACAUUCAAUGUAAAUGUUUUUGGGACAAUAUCUUUGACCAGAUUACUUGCUCCCUACAUGCUAAAGAGGGGGAGGGGUCAUUUUGUGGUGAUGAGUAGUGCUGCUGGGAAGACACCUGCACCAGGUCAAGCCAUGUAUUGUGCUUCUAAAUUUGCCUUGAAUGGGUACUUCCAUUGCUUGCGCUCAGAGCUAUUUCAGAAAGGAAUCAAGGUAACUGUUGUUUGCCCUGGUCCAAUAGAGACAUCAACAAAUGUUUCUACUGAGAAGCGUCUCUCUGCUGAAAGGUGUGCUAAACUCACAAUAAUUGCUGCUAGUCAUGGUCUGAAGGAAGUUUGGAUAUCAUAUCAACCCGUGCUUGGAGUGAUGUAUUUGGUGCAAUACAUGCCAACAAUUGGCUUUUGGCUCAUGGAUAAGAUCGGUGCAAGACGAGUAGAAGCGACUGAAAAAAAGGGGAAUAUAUAUUCAUUGGGAUUGCUGUUUGGUAAGUCAAAGAAGGAAUGAGUUUUUUGGUUGAAUCUGCGGACUGCACCAUCUUUUGCUGGGGCUGCUAGAUGAGAGGAGUCAGAUUUUGGACUUGUUUAUUUUGAUUCAGUGUUAAAACAUAUGGUGGAACACUUUGGUUUCAUGUACUGAUGUACUUAACCAGUAUCUCCAUGCAAUUUGUAAAGUAGACUUGAAUGUCUGCAUUAGCACCAUGUUAAUACACAUGGUACAUGGCCUUGAUAAGUUGGCCGAUUGGCCAUGCACUUAUCUUAGGUUUAUGAAACUCUAUAUCGUGUCUGCACGUAUGAUAUAAUUGAAUCUCAAGACGGCCAACUAGUGCAUCUGCAUUGUUGGUAUGGAUGCUUACCUAAAGAGACUAAAUAUAAACUUGCUGUGCAACGUUGGGCGGCUGCCUAAUUCGGAAUUUUGAGGGCAGUCUGAGGUUAUGGGACUGUUGCACAACCAUUUUAUUCAUUUGGAGAGUUGGAGCUGAUACAUGUGGGUUUGCUACGGCGUCUUUUUCAUAUUUCUAAAAAUUAUUGUCCAGAUAACCUUAGUGUCUCUAGUGGGAAUUAAACCUUCAGAGGAAGGUAUAAUCUUUACCACUAAACCAAGUUAAGAAUCAAUGUAGCAUACAAUUGUAUCACUUCAUAUUAGUUCACCAAUUAAUAAAUCGUUGUCUAAUUGUCUUGGAUGAUAUGACGGAAUCACUUCAUAUUAGUUCACCAAUUAAUAAAUCGUUGUCUAAUUGUCUUGGAUGA
Chenopodium quinoa (quinoa) is the source of this 1758-nucleotide messenger RNA. RefSeq names its product dehydrogenase/reductase SDR family member 7-like. Gene Ontology annotation, cellular component: membrane. The record is from RefSeq and is a predicted model, not a curated record. Gene Ontology annotation, molecular function: oxidoreductase activity. The transcript is spliced from 12 exons. The coding region runs from base 68 to 1015 and encodes 315 amino acids. Lineage: Eukaryota; Viridiplantae; Streptophyta; Magnoliopsida; Caryophyllales; Amaranthaceae.